GACAAACCAUAGCGGCUUGUUGGGAGCCAUGUUAAUGCGGGGCACUACCAUCUCUUUGCGGGGCACGACGGCGAGGUGUUGGAAAAGCGAAACGGAGAAAGGAAAAGGCCCAGCAUAAGGGAGGCGGAGUGUACACAAUGGAGGAGGGGCAACCACACGGAAGUGACGCAAGAAGCCGCCAUGCCUUUUGAGGGCGGCGACGGCGCCUGGCCGGCCAUGCUGGCUACGGGCACGGCUCGGAUGGCGUCUGGGCGGCCAGAGGAACUGUGGGAAGCCGUUGUGGGUGCCGCCGAGCGCUUUCGGGCCCGCACUGGCACGGAGUUGGUGUUACUGACAGCAGCACCGCCGCCGCCGCCCCGCCCAGGGCCCUGUGCCUAUGCUGCCCAUGGCCGAGGAGCCCUGGCAGAGGCCGCCCGCCGCUGCCUCCACGACAUCGCCCAGGCGCACAGGGCUGCCACUGCCACCCGACCUCCUGGUCCCCCACCAGCACCACAGCCACCCAGCCCCGCUCCUAGCUCACCACCUCGGCCAGCCUUGGCCAGGGAGGAAGAUGAGGAAGAUGAAGACGAGCCCACUGAAACAGAGACAUCUGGAGAGCGGCUGGGCGGUAGCGAUAAUGGAGGUCUCUUCAUGAUGGAUGAGGAUGCCACCCUCCAGGACCUUCCCCCCUUCUGCGAGUCAGACCCGGAGAGCACAGAUGACGGCAGCCUGAGUGAGGAGACACCCGCCGGUCCCCCAGCCUACCCCAAACUCCCGGCUACAGCCCUGCCUACCCAGCAGUAUGCCAAGUCUCUGCCCGUGUCGGUGCCAGUGUGGGCCUUCAAGGAGAAGAGGACAGAAGCCCGAUCGUCAGAUGAGGAGAAUGGCCCGCCCUCCUCGCCCGACCUAGACCGAAUAGCGGCUAGCAUGCGCGCGCUAGUGCUGCGGGAGGCUGAGGACAAUCAGGUCUUCGGGGACCUUCCGCGGCCGCGGCUCAAUACCAGCGACUUUCAGAAGCUGAAGCGAAAAUAUUAAGCGUGCAGAACGCCUCGGCACGCGUGAGGCCACUGUCUGCUCUGCCCAGCAACAGAACAAUUCUUUACGGGAUUGGCUCGCUCCGGUUGGGCGGGGCUAGUUCUAAACUCUCAGAGGGUCAACUCCGUUUCUUGCCUAGCAACAGAAGCUUUGCCCGCACAGCCUUGACUCGCGGCCCCAGGGCGGAGCCCAGCUGCGGGAGCUGGCUCUGCUCAGCCAGUGUCCGAAGAGUUGCCAGCUUCCGUUCCAGAGUUCCCCUGUCCGAUUGGUCCCGGCCUCCUGGGAGUGUGGCCAAGCCCUCCCUAACCCAGAAUUGGCCGGAGGCCUUAUAUUUCUUACACUACUAGGGCUGUUAAUGAAUCUUUUUUUUGUUUUUGUUUCUUUUUUCCUUUGCCUGAGUCCUGACACCCGGUCCCCUAGGGGACAGUCCAGUCCUCCUCUGCGUCUAACGCCCCUAUAGGUUUCACCGCACGACAGCCUGUCCAUCAAAACUUGUCCUGUACCCAGGACAGUACCAGCUUCCUGUCCCCCGACCCUAACAGGUGCCUUAAAAGGCCCUCUCCCACCCAAGGUGGGGGGGCCAGGGGGCCUCAUUUUCUGGCCCUGGGCUUGGGUGCGGGAGAGUGGGAUGGGGAUCGGGAAGGGCGCUCUGAGAUUAAAGUUUUACCUCUGACUGGUGA
Molecule: messenger RNA, 1694 nt
Organism: Rattus rattus (black rat)
Lineage: Eukaryota; Metazoa; Chordata; Mammalia; Rodentia; Muridae
Gene: Akt1s1
Product: AKT1 substrate 1
Exons: 6
Coding region: 181-1014 (277 amino acids)
Biological process (GO): negative regulation of protein kinase activity; neurotrophin TRK receptor signaling pathway; negative regulation of TOR signaling
Cellular component (GO): cytoplasm
Source: RefSeq, a predicted model, not a curated record